GGAAUGAAUGAGACGAUUGUAAAUUUUGCUUUGUGCGGAGGCGAGUUUAUUUUCAUUUUCAUUUUCCAUAUUUUUACAGUUUUUUGUGCGUUAAUAAUUGCAAAAAUUUGGCGAAAAAAUCUUACUUUUGCUAGUAAAAGUAAAAUUGAAACAUAAAAUUAAUUAUUAGUGUAAUUGAGUAUAAUUAGAGAAGCCAUUGGCAAUUGCUAUCACUGGUUGUCUGGGUCGUCUGGUCAAAGGCAAAAGUGAUUGAUUAGGAGAAGGAGGAAGGAAGAGGAAGUACAGUAAAAAGAAAAGCAGUCGGUGCCGAACUGAAAGACGGCAAGUAAAAGUAUUUGAGUGGAGCAGACGGUCAAGAAAAGAGGGAAAAGAGGUGCACAAACGAGCAAAUACUUGGAGCGGGAACAUUGAUAAAUGCAAUAGAACAAGGCAUUGAGACAACGGCUACGACGUCAAAAGCGAUAGUGCGAGUUGUUGCAUGAAAAACGUCUCUAAAGGAAAAAAAUAUCCAGUCGGCAGAAGGAAGAGGCAAGAAAAGUAUCCAUCAGACGACGACUCUGGUAGAACGGAAAGCACAAAAAAGUGUGAAAGGUCAGCAGGCAGACGAAGAGAAGACAGAAAAUAAAGAAUUCGUGCAAAAUAGUACACUCAGCCAGUAAGCAAAGCCUCAUACAUAUUUGAUAUAUAUGUAAGUAUAACGCAAUCAAAACGGGAAUUAAUAUAUAAAUCGCCAGAAGUACGCAAUUUUGAAAUAUAAAAGAAAUACAAGCGAAGUUAUUCUAUUGACUUACCUAAACGUCAUACCAUAGGUAUAUGUAUAUGCGAAAUACUCUCGAGAAUAUUCAAAAAUUAAUAAAAACCCAUUUGAUUCGACUAGGGUUCUGGUAGAACCAUACACGAUCAAGUGAAAAUCUGGAUUGGUAAGCUAGAAAAAGGAAAACUUCAACAAUCCUCGUGGUUAUUUCUGCCUGCUGUUGCAACAAACGUGCAGAGCAAGUUUUUCAACAAAAUAUUCAUUAUUACUGACUGGAUAAGUAUUUACAAUUAAAGAAGGCUUAGUUUUGAGCUUGAGGCCAGUGAAUAUUUCUUACGACCAGCCGAAUCUGCCGCAUUUGUUGACGACUUGUUGUCGACCAGAGCACGCUUGCUGUGCCACGUGCGAUGUUGCCAUUCACCCCACAAGUAGUUAAACGUUUGUUAGCACUCAAGAAGGGCAACGAAGAUACAGUGGAAGGGAAGUGGUCUGAAAAAGCGGUAAAAAAUCUUGUCAAGAAAGUGAAAAAGAAUAUUCAGCUUGAAGAGUUAGAACGUGCCAUUUCCACACAGAACUGUAACACGCGUUGUGUAACCGUGCCGCGCAGUAAGCCAGGCGCUACUGGCGAAAAUUUGCGCAAAGGCCAACCACACGUCAUAUAUUGUCGCGUAUGGCGCUGGCCGGAUCUACAAUCGCAGAAUGAAUUAAAAGCUUUGGAACAUUGCGAAUACGCUUUUCAUUUGCGUAAGGACGAAAUUUGUAUUAAUCCAUAUCACUACAAAAAGAUUGAGCUAUCAAUUUUGGUGCCAAAAUCAUUGCCGACACCUCCCGAUUCAAUUUCUGACUAUCCUUUGGAUAAUCACACCCACCAAAUACCUAACAAUACCGAGUACAAUGCCGCCACUAUACGCAGCGCUUCGUUGAGUCCGCCACAGUAUAUGGAGUUGUCAAGCCAUCAUCAUCAACAGCAGCAACAACAUUCGCCCGGGGGACUUGUUGGUUUAGGUAUGAGUGCGGCUCAACAGCAACAACAACAGAUUAAUGGGUCACUUGUAGGAUCUGGUGCUUGCAAUAUGGACUCACAAUCAAGUGUACUAAGCGUUGGCAGUAGCAUUCCUAAUACAGGCACCCCACCGCCUGGCUACAUGAGCGAAGAUGGUGAUCCCAUCGAUCCAAAUGACAAUAUGAAUAUGUCAAGAUUGACCCCGCCAGUCGAUGCUAGUCCCGUAAUGUAUCAUGAGCCCGCUUUUUGGUGCUCUAUUUCAUACUAUGAGUUAAAUACGCGUGUUGGUGAAACCUUCCAUGCCUCGCAACCAUCCAUUACAGUGGAUGGGUUCACUGAUCCCUCCAACUCGGAGCGCUUCUGUCUUGGCCUACUUUCAAAUGUGAAUCGUAAUGAAGUAGUUGAACAGACACGUCGUCACAUUGGCAAGGGAGUGCGUCUUUACUAUAUUGGAGGUGAGGUGUUCGCGGAAUGUCUCAGUGAUUCGUCUAUAUUUGUGCAGAGCCCCAAUUGUAAUCAACGCUACGGGUGGCAUCCAGCUACUGUCUGUAAAAUACCACCAGGAUGUAAUUUAAAAAUAUUCAAUAACCAAGAAUUCGCGGCAUUGCUAUCGCAAUCGGUUUCACAGGGGUUUGAGGCCGUAUAUCAAUUAACACGCAUGUGCACCAUACGUAUGUCGUUUGUGAAAGGUUGGGGUGCUGAGUAUAGACGUCAGACGGUUACCUCGACUCCUUGUUGGAUCGAGUUGCAUUUGAAUGGGCCACUACAAUGGCUGGAUCGUGUGCUAACGCAAAUGGGUUCGCCACGUUUACCAUGUAGCUCAAUGUCUUAAAAUGUAAAAUUUAAGUGUGUGAAACGAAGUGGAAGUUGUAUAGAAGGUAGGAGUGCUUAAAUAAAAGCAUUAAUUGAUAGUAAUCGAUGGCCUACAAAGUGAGAGCCUAUAUUUGCACAUAAUUACCAAUUAAUUAAAAUACAUAAAGGUGGGAGCGUAUGGUUGGUUGGUUUAAGGGUGACCCCGCAUCGGAGUGCCACAUAGACCGCAAGUUGGGUCCGUUGUGUUGCCCUAGAGUUCAUUAUAUUAUAUGAUUUCCCCACCUAACCAAGAUGUAUUACUAUAGAUUUUGGUCCAAGAUAUUAAUUCGUAUCGAGAAUUUAAUGAGAGAUUCGAUCCUUGGAGCAUAUAGAAUGAACUUUUGUCUUCAUAGUAACUAUUUUCAUUUUUCAAAAUUUGUGGUAAAUUUUCAAUAUGUAUAUAUUUUUGACGCUUUCUCUUAAAUAUCAGGUCUAAAAUAUCAGACCUAUACUCUCAGAAGAUACUUCAGUUUUGUAUGCUCUAUGUGCAGUGAUCCAGUGAUCAAUACUUUCGCUUUGGAUUUGUCAACAAAGUAGAAGACCCCUUCAAUUAGAGGACUACAAUUUUUUUUAUAGAAUUUAAACUUGUUUUAAGCUUUUAAAGCUUUCAUAUACAUACUCAAUUGCUACAAACAUAGAACAUAUUUCUUUUAAUUACGCCCAAACCACUAAUUUUUAAUUAUUGAUUAGUGGCUAAUAAGCUCAAAUUGAAAUAAAAGAUAAAUCACAUUUUUUGCAAAUAAUAGAUAUGCAGAUAAGUAAGAUGAGUGCAUGGAUAAAUACAUUACGACGAAAGUAUAAAAAUAAGAACAGAUAUAAAAUUAAUAUAGAAAAAAACAUAAAAUUUAUAAUU
This is a messenger RNA of Anastrepha ludens (Mexican fruit fly), 3462 nucleotides long. RefSeq names its product mothers against decapentaplegic homolog 3 (gene Smox). The record is from RefSeq and is a predicted model, not a curated record. Gene Ontology annotation, biological process: cell differentiation; BMP signaling pathway; transforming growth factor beta receptor signaling pathway. The transcript has 2 exons. Bases 1162 to 2589 code for a protein of 475 amino acids. Gene Ontology annotation, molecular function: RNA polymerase II cis-regulatory region sequence-specific DNA binding; I-SMAD binding; DNA-binding transcription factor activity, RNA polymerase II-specific. Lineage: Eukaryota; Metazoa; Arthropoda; Insecta; Diptera; Tephritidae. Gene Ontology annotation, cellular component: heteromeric SMAD protein complex.